Molecule: messenger RNA, 1372 nt
Organism: Moneuplotes crassus
Lineage: Eukaryota; Ciliophora; Spirotrichea; Euplotida; Euplotidae
Source: the annotation of a GenBank genome assembly
UUUUAUUUAUGAAAGCAAAGCCGGAGAAACUAUUCUACUCCCAAAAAGAGUGGGAAUUGAAGAACAGAAGGAAGCAGCCAUUACUACAGAUGACAGACAUAAAAACUCCAAUUGGGGGCUCUCCCAGUACACCUGGAAAUAUAAUGUCCAACAGAUAUAGGAGUGCUAACAGAGUUAGACUCAUUAGAGACAAUCAACAUGUUCCUUUAAACAAAAGUUUAACAAAGAGAUUUCAAUCCAAAGACUUCAAUUUAAGAGACCCAAAAGAGAAAUACAACUAUCAUGCAAGAGUUAGAAAGAGCUUGAAUCCUGAAAUCGCUGCUAAGAAUAGGGCUACUUUCAAUUCUAAAACAUCCUAUUUAGCUCCAUAUGUGAAAGACCCUAAAGAAGCUGUUAAAUACUGGAAAAAGAGAAAGAAUACUGUCAAAAGGAGUCUUCAUAAGAGCAUUGACAACACUGUCAAUGCUAAUAAAUUUAAUAGUUUGAAUAGCUAUAAUUCUUUUGACCAAAGGCCUCUUAAUAUAUCAACUCAUGAGUCCAACAUUGAUCAAGAUAAUGAAUCCACUAUGAAUUUGAUGCAAUGAGCUAAAGAUUUCUUGCUAUUGUUGAAUAAAUUUAGUCAUGCAUAUCCAGACCAGAUCGAUACCUCAAAAGUGGAAAGAGUGAUUACAAACAUUUCUGCUGAAGCAAAGAGCAUUGAAGAAAGGAGGAUCUCUGAAAUAGAAGAUUACAAAGAAAGUUAUCCAUAUAAUGAUGAAGAUUUAACUAACUUUAUUAAUGGAUCAACGCUUCCUGUCAGCUUAGAUGCCAAUAAAGGCUCUUAUAAUCAUUCCAAGGGUGCAUCACAAAAAUAAGAAAAGUAGUUUGAAUGUCAAAUUUGGCUCUUCAAGUCGGAAGGACUUGGAAAAAGAAACCAAAUCUAGUGUGAAAGACUAUGAUACUGAGGAAAUAAUGAAUGAGUAUAUGAAUGAAUUAAAUCAUUGCCUGAAAUGUUAUCCUAAAGACAGCAUGCAGGCAGCAAGACUGUUUUAUAGAGGAUUUCCUGAGAUGAUUCAAAGAAAUUUAUGCGUUCCAGUAAUUUCAGACUAAUUUUUCAGAACAUUGCUCAGAGAUUAGAAUAUAAAAUGAACAUGUAUCCAAAGAAGCAUAAAAUUUACCAAAAAUCCCAAAAAUCUCAUAAUUCUCAAAAUUCCAAUAUCCAAAAAUCAGCCAGGCCCUCUUUAGCUCAGGAACCCACCAAGCGUGUUACCUUCAGCGAUAAAGACAUUCAAAGCGGGAAAAACGAAUCUCAAUUCUCCAAUUACCAAAUCUAGACUCAAAAUCGCUCUCCAAAUUCCCAAAAAGUACUUAAACCUACUUUUCAACACACAAA